CAGAUGGCAUAGGUCUUUGAGGCACAGCAGUCCACUCCAGGAUUCUAUUCACUCCAGCCAGUCUUCAUCAUUCAGGUUUCUGAAGCAGCCAUGGCAAGAGUACCUGAACCCACCAGUGAAGUGAUGUCUUAUGGCUACAGUGACAAUGAGAAUGACCUUUUCUUUGAGGCUGAUGGUCCUGGAAAGAUGAAGUGCUGCUUCCAAGACCUGAACAAUAGCUAUCUGGAAGAGGAGGGCAUCCAGCUUCACAUCUCCCACCAGCUCCAUAACAAGAGUCUGAGCCAUUUCGUGUCAGUCGUUGUGGCUUUGGAGAAGCUGAAGAAGAUAUCUGUACCCUGCUCACUGCCCCUCCAGGAUGAUGACCUGAUGAACGUUUUUCACUGCAUCUUUGCAGAAGAACCCAUCAUCUUUGAAAAGUGUGAUGAUGACGGCUUUGUUCAUGAUGCACCCCCACGAUCCUUGGACUGCAAAUUCCAGGACAUAAACCAAAAAUCCUUGGUGCUGUAUAACUCGUAUGAGCUUCGGGCCCUCCACCUCAACGGAACUAGUGUGAACCAACAAGCGGUGUUCCGCAUGACCUUCGUGCAAGAGGAUGAAGAUAAUAGCAAGAUACCUGUGGCCUUGUGCAUCAAGGAAAAGAAUCUGUACCUGUCCUGUGUGAUGAAAGAUGGGAAGCCCACCUUGCAGCUGGAGAUGUUAGACCCCAAAGUUUACCCAAAGAAGAGGAUGGAAAAGCGAUUUGUCUUCAACAAGACAGAAAUCAAGAAAAAGGUGGAAUUUGAGUCUUCCCAGUUUCCCAACUGGUACAUCAGCACCUCUCAGGCAGAAGCAAUGCCUGUCUUCCUGGGAAAUAACAGAGGUGGUCACGACAUAACUGACUUCACCAUGGAACUCUCUUCCUAGAGACCUGUACCCAGAGAGUCCACAAGUGCUGAGUAACUCUUAGUGCUGGUGGAAAGGGAAUAGAAGGGUUUAAACGUGACCUCAAGCUGAACUUCACUCUCUAAUCGGUGCACAGCUGCCUUCCCUGAAUCACUGCUAAUAAGAUCUCCUGCCUACCAACCAGGUGGAAGAGCCCGCUUUUCUCGGGGCCAAUCCUCAGACCCCCUCUGCUGAGUCAGGUCCCUCUCAUCAUUUCUGCUCACCCGAAGCCAGCCUGGCAGAGGCCGUUACACGUUAGGUGCCAAGAAACCCUCUGUCCUUUAAGCCCAGCUUCUGAUGAACAACCACUUAACUAUUUAUUUAUUUAUUUAUUUAUUGGUGGGUUAUUCUAUUUAAGUCAAGAGGGCCAAGAAGCAUCAGUGUCUGUGAAAGAGCCCACUCUUCAAGAGCUAUGAAAUGAAUUUAAUUUGCACUAAUGUGCCAUCUUUCUAUCAAGUCCUUUCACCAAGGCUGAAAAAGAUAUAAGCUCAGAUUGUUUGAACAGGAAUAUUUAUGAAUGAUUAAGUAUAAUUACACUGCUUCAAUGAUUCUGAAAUAAACUUCA
Molecule: messenger RNA, 1486 nt
Organism: Lutra lutra (Eurasian river otter)
Lineage: Eukaryota; Metazoa; Chordata; Mammalia; Carnivora; Mustelidae
Gene: IL1B
Product: interleukin 1 beta
Exons: 7
Coding region: 91-903 (270 amino acids)
Biological process (GO): cytokine-mediated signaling pathway; cellular response to lipopolysaccharide; immune response
Molecular function (GO): cytokine activity; interleukin-1 receptor binding
Source: RefSeq, a predicted model, not a curated record